Messenger RNA from Erpetoichthys calabaricus (reedfish), 3725 nucleotides. RefSeq names its product synaptogyrin-1-like. Bases 648 to 1349 code for a protein of 233 amino acids. Gene Ontology annotation, cellular component: neuromuscular junction; synaptic vesicle membrane. NCBI's taxonomy places the organism in Eukaryota, Metazoa, Chordata, Cladistia, Polypteriformes, Polypteridae. The transcript is spliced from 4 exons. The record is from RefSeq and is a predicted model, not a curated record.
CCAUGUGAGGUUAACUGGUGGUCCUAAAUUGGUCUGGACUGGUGUAUUGGAAAGAAAUGUGUACACGUCAGAGAAAUUCAUUAACGAUAUCUCAAUAGAAUAUUAACAUGGAUGUGCUUUAGUCCAUAAAUUCAAAACUAACGGGAAAAAAAAUUAUAGUCGAAUUCCUUAGACAGGUGCGCCCCUACGGUGCUCCUUUCUGGUGUGUGCAGGUAGUGAGAACGGUGUGUGUGUGAGCGCGCGCGCUGAUAAUGAUCAGCGCGCCCACGUAAACGCGAACGCGCACCGCCUAUUUUCUCUCUCGCUCGCUCGCUCCCUCCCACUUUCCUGCCUCUGUUGUGUGUGCGCAUCUGUGAUUCUCCACCCUUCGCAGCAAUCUCCUGCGAGGCUGAGCACUACGUAGAAAGACUAGAAUACCAUUAUCAUCGUCAGCUCAGACAUUAGAUUCGGAGAAGCGAAGGACAAGAAGGGAGGGGUGAGAGUGUGUUUGUGAGGGAGAGAGAGAGUGAGAGAGAGAGCUGGCGACCGCAUGCACGGUGUUGCGGGAUUCCGUUAAUACUAGCCACUAGUGCGUUUUUUUUUUUCAAAAACGUUUGCAAAUACACAAUAAGAAGGACAGAUUGCGUAUCACCAACCGGUCAGCAAAAAUGGAAGGAAUGGCAUAUGGAGCCGGGAAAGCGGGCGGAGCGUUCGACCCCCAGACCUUCUUUCGACAGCCAUAUACGAUAUUAAGAAUGGUGUCAUGGGUGUUCUCCAUUGUAAUCUUCGGCUCCAUCGCUAAUGAAGGCUACGUGAACCGUCCGGAUGAAGUGGAAGAGUUCUGCAUAUUCAACCGGAACCAGAAUGCCUGCAACUAUGGCGUGACCAUGGGGACGCUGACCUUCCUGACGUGUUUGGCAUUCCUCGCCCUUGAUGUCUACUUCCCACAGAUCAGCAGCGUCAAGGACCGAAAGAAGGCAGUGCUGACCGAUAUGGGAGUGUCUGCUUUCUGGUCAUUUAUGUGGUUUGUGGGCUUCUGCUUCCUGACCAACCAGUGGCAGGUAUCCAAACGAGAAGACAACCCUUUGAAUGAAGGAGCCGACGCAGCACGGGCCGCCAUCGCAUUUGCCUUCUUCUCCAUCUUCACCUGGGCCGCCCAGUCAUUCCUAGCAUUCCAGAGAUACCGGCUUGGAGCAGAUUCAGCCCUGUUUUCUCAAGACUACACGGAUCCCAGUCAAGAUGCAUCAGUGCCCUACAGCAACUACACUGGAGGAGACGGGCUGGACAGCCCACCCAACAGCACUCCCUACCAGCAGACUUCCUCGGAUGCCUACGAUGGCUCUUCUGGCUACCAGAGCCAAGGAUACUAACAUUGCACAAAGGGUAGGGGGAAAGAUGGAGGAAGACCUAAUGGACGUCAGUGGGGGGCAAAUGGGGCUGUGUGUACAGGUGUGUGUUAUUUCCAUCAGCCACUAAUAAAGCACAACCCCCUCCCUGCCGCCCCCCCCUAGUUAAAUUGCCCCCCACCCUCUCCAUUUUCCUGCCAUUCAAGGUCAGGCAACUGACUUGAAGUUGAGAAGCCAACUGAGUGAACAGGUUUGAGUCAUUUUUAUUCGUGAGGUCCAGCUCAACCACUCGACCCUACAAGGGGGAGGCGGAGUCAGGGGAGGGGCAGGCUGACAUCAUUAUCUGGAUUUCCUGCUUAGGCAGCCAGUCAGAAUACACAGCACGGGCUCUUAAACUCAGGAGAAGCCACCCCUCUCUCAAUUGAUUUAGAACCAGUUUGGACUGGUUGUAUGUGGGGCCGCAGGGCAGCCUCCUGGAGGAGGAAUACACCAAGGGUCCAUUUGGAAGAGCCAGACGUACUCUGUGCAGUUGUUUCUUACGGAGAGGAUAUAUUUAUGUGUAGUUAUCGGCGAUGUGGCAUGGCUGCUAGCUGACAGCUACCAGACAAUGGUCAGCAGGGGGCCCUUGGAAGUGUGAGGGGGUUGUGAUUGUCCUGAUGGAAAUGAUACACCUGGGUAGGCUUAGUCCACUAUCUAAUGACAAGACUUUGUGUGUUUUCCUUUGCAGAAAUGACUACAAGAAGAGAAAAAAAUACUGCAUGUUAUUUUGUUUUAUUUUGCAAAACAACAUUUAAAAACUUAAUGGUUGGUGGCUGCUUUCAUUAGGGGUUGAUGACUAGCAAUUUAGCCAACCAGUGCUACUGUUUGCUUCUUUGACAAUUUCAGGUAUCCCACUACUGACACCAUGUUUGAAUUUAGUGAGUAAUUUGUCUAUCCUAUAAUUUACAUCAUGACUCCAUAAUUAUUUAACCCUGUUGUAUACCCCACUUUUAACUUUUUUUUAUACACCAUUCUUUACAAUUAUGAUUUUUGUCUAAUUUGUGCAUCCCAUAUGUUGUAGCAUUUUGCUUUAUUCAUUAUAUGAAGUAACCCACCAGCAAUCAACUGAAAUCCAUUGAGGAGUUAAUGUAGCCCACCAUUCUCAUCUUUUCCUUCACAUGGGAUUUCAUUUUUAACAUUCCUGUGUGUCCCUCCCAUGACAUCCUCACCAUUUCCUUCACAUAGGAUUCCAUGAAAGACAUGCCAACCUGUCCAAGUCCAUGAUGGCUAUUUUAAAUAGAUGGACUGCAAACAUCAUUUUCUUCAUAUAGAAUGUAAUGUGUCUUACCACUAACACUUUUCUGCACCAUUGAGGAGUUCAAGUAUCCUGCCAUUCAUGCCAACUCUCUGUAUAGCACAUUAUGCAUCCCACUAUUGCCACCUUUUCUUCUUCUUCUUUUGGCUGCUCCCAUUAGGGGUCGCCACAGUGGAUCAUCUUGUUCUGUAUCUUCCUGUCCUCGUCAUCUUGUUCUGUCAAACCCAUCACCUGCAUGUCCUCUCUCACCACAUCCAUAAACCUUCUCUUGGGCCUUCCUCUUACCUGGCAGCUCCAUUUUUAACGUCCUUUUUCCAACAUACCCAGCAUCUCUCCUCUGCACAUGUCCAAACCAAACCUUUUUUCUCAUUAAGGAUUUUUAUUUUCCCAGUGCUAAAUCCAUUUACUUCUUGUAGCAGUUUUCACUAUGUCCCACUUGGGAUAGGUUUUCUUUUCCUCCAUGAGGAUUUUAUGCAUCUCACUCCUAACCCCACUAUUUUCCCCGUUUGUAGUUUAUUCAUUGCCAGUGCUGGCAAUAUACCUUCUAUAUAUCAUCUAAUACCAUUUUUUAUGCUAAUGCACCACUUGCAAAUCUUUGUUUUUCUUCUGGAAAUAUUUCACAUAUCCCACUGCUAACACCAAUUUUGUGAGAUGGGAAAAUUCAAAUUAAUAAUUUUAAUAGUAAUAUAUUUCAUUUACUACCUCUGAUAUCACAUAUGUCUGGGUAACACAGUGGUGGAGUAGUAAGCAAUGCUGCCUCACAGAUUCACCAUCCAGGUUUUGAAUCCCCAUUUCUUUGUAGCUGCAAGGGUUUUCCUCCCACACCCCAAAAGACGUGCAGAUUGGAUUAAUACAUGAUUCCAAAUUGGUCCCCCGAGUGUGAAUACAAGUACAAGUGAAUAUAAUUGGUCCAGAUCUGUUGUUUCCUGCUGGGACAGCACUUAACACCCCGUGACCAUGAAUUGGAUUAAGCAGGACAUCACUUAAAGCCACCGAGAAAUUCUAUCAAAUUACCAAAUAUUUUUUUCUCCAUAUUGAAUCUCCUACAUCCCAGUUGCUGUCUCCAUUUAUAUCAUUUUUGGUUUCUGAAAAAAUUUUGAAACACU